Molecule: messenger RNA, 2068 nt
Organism: Boeremia exigua
Lineage: Eukaryota; Fungi; Ascomycota; Dothideomycetes; Pleosporales; Didymellaceae
Exons: 2
Coding region: 109-1860 (583 amino acids)
Source: RefSeq, a predicted model, not a curated record
CACGACGAGUCGACGACACACCGACCACGCCACGCCCAUUGGUACAAGGCGCGCAACUGACACAGGAUCGGAACGCCCCCGACGCCCCCGACGCCCUCGACGCCCACGAUGAGCGCCCCCACGGCGAAGAGCAAGCGCGGCCCGACGGUGCUCAUGAGCGACUCGCGCGACGCAGCGCCGCGGCAGCCUCAGCGGCCGUCGUCGGCGCUGCAGCGACAGGCGACGGGCGCGCGGCUGAUCUCGGUCGACAACAUCCUGCAGUACGCGUCGGACAUCCCGUCGCAGCAGCGCCGCGGGCCGCCCGCAUCGCGGCCGGUCAACCACACGCGCACGCCCAGCGGGCGCCAUCCGCUCGACCCCAAGCUGUCCGGGCGGCUGAUCCCCGCGCACAUCCCCACGCGCUCGUCCAAGCUCAGCGAGAAGCUGGUGCUGCUGCCCGAGACGGACGAGGCCGACGACGACGAGAAGGGCGCCUUCGACGAGGCGGGCCCGCCCACCGACGCCCAGCUCGGCCGCCGCGCGGGCGGGCCGGCCGACAAGAGCUAUGCAGAGCGCCUGCCCAAGGCCCGCCGCACCGACAAGCUGUCGCGCGUCACGGCCUACUGCACCGCCCAGGCCUACAAGAUGAAGGGCACCGCCGCCUUCGUCAAGGACACGCACCACGCCCGCACCAAGCUGUACGACGACUGCCUGUACUGCGUCUACCACCUGCCGCUGCUGCCCGCCGCCGACGGCUACCGCGUGCGCAGCAGCCCCGCCCUCAAGUCGCCGGGCGGCAAGACGGUGCUCGACGAGGAGAUUGAGCGCAACGAGGCCCGCCACCACCAGGAGGGCUACUUUGGCGACGACGAGACGUACUACGUGCGCGACGACGACCAGGCCGACGAGUCGCCGCACUUCCUGUCCCACUCGCACCCCCGCGAGCGCCGCGACUCGGACUCGCAGCCCGCCCGCGUGCCGCCCAACGCCCUGACCUUUGGUGAGAUGUUCGUCUUCAGCUACGGCGUCGUUGUCUUCUGGAACUUCACCGAGAAGCAGGAGAAGGACAUCCUCGCCGACCUGACCUUCAGCAUCAACCAUACCGGAAUCCAGAUCGCCACCCGCCCGCUGACCGAGAGCGACUUUGAGACCGAGGAGUUCCACUUCGAGUACAACCCCGAGAUCCCGCGCCCGCGCGUCUACAACGACAUGAUCACCCUGAAGAGCGGCGACCACAUGAUCAAGCUCGCCAUGAGCCACGCCAUCGCCCAGAGCACCAAACUCAGCCUCUUCGAAGAGGGCAUGAGCCGCACCAUGCUCGCCGCCCAGUACGUCCCCAAGCGCCUCGCCCUCACCGGCAAGCUUGGCAUGCGGCGCACCGACGUCGUCAAAAUGAUUGGCCAGCUCUUCACCAGCCGCGUCGACGUGAACCUAUCAUCCAACCUUCUCGACGACCCCGCCUUCUUCUGGGACUCGGAACCAACGCUACACCCCCUCUACACCGCCGUCCGCGAGUACCUCGAAAUCAAACCGCGCAUCCAGGUUCUUAACGAGCGCUGCCAGGUGUUUCUAGACCUGGGCGAGAUUCUGUCCGACAGCAUCAGCGACAAAAAGAUGACACGCAUUACGUGGAUUAUCAUCUUCCUCAUUGUCGUGUCCAUUUGUGUUACAUGUCUGGAGGUUAUUCUGCGCUUUGCCAUUUUGAGUUCGAGGAAGGGCGUUGUCGUGCCUGGCACCGAGGGCAUGGCUGUUGCUGUGCAUAGGCCGGUGGGCGUGGGUGCGCUGCAUGGUCUGGGCAAGGUGGGGUAUGCGGGUCCGAGUCUACUACUGGCACGGUCGCUGGUGUGGGUUGUCGGAGGAGUCAAGGGGGUAUUCGCAUAGCUCGGUAUACUACUCUUGUAUGGCGUCAUGGUUUUCUACACAUAGCGAUGGCGUUGGGGUAUGUGUACAAUACAUAUAUUUUUGCGAUUACAUAGCGCUUUUACAUUCGGUAUAUAAUCUCCUUCAUCUCCACCCUCCCUGCUCAUCGACCAUUACGCCUAAGAGCAUCUGGCUUGCCACCGAGGCAGCUACGAGACCAGAAACGAAG